AGCACACUCAUGCCAGACGAAGCGGUACGAGGAGUAAAAACACUUUAACUGGGACAGCGUGGAGACAAGCGUCACGUUCAGCUGGUGGAGCGAGGACCAAAAACUCAGGGAUAUGUCCAACAACAGCGGAAGAGGUCAUGGGGGUCUUAACCAACUAGGUGGAAUGUUUGUUAAUGGCCGUCCACUUCCGGAGGUGAUCCGGCAACGCAUUGUGGACAUGGCCCACCAGGGGGUUCGGCCCUGCGACAUCUCCCGGCAGCUCAGAGUAAGCCACGGGUGCGUCAGCAAGAUCCUGGGACGCUACUAUGAGACAGGCAGCAUCAAACCUGGCGUGAUUGGUGGCUCCAAGCCCAAGGUGGCCACCCCAAAAGUCGUGGAGAAGAUUGCGGAGUACAAGAGGCAGAACCCCACCAUGUUCGCGUGGGAAAUCAGGGACCGACUGCUGGCGGAGGGAGUGUGCGACAGCGACACGGUGCCCAGCGUGAGCUCCAUUAACAGAAUAAUACGAACAAAGGUCCAACAGCCGUUCAAUCUGCCUCUGGAUGGAAAAGGCCUGAGUCCGGGACAAACCUUAAUCCCCAGCUCAGCGGUCACCCCUCCCGAAUCCCCUCAGUCAGACUCCUUGGGCUCCACCUACUCCAUCAGCGGCUUGUUGGGCAUCCCCCAUCCCAGCGCCGAGGGCAAGAGGAGCCACGACGACAGUGACCAGGAGAGUUGUCGGCACAGCGUAGACUCUCAGGGCAGCGGGGGCGUCCCAAGGAAACAGAUGAGGGUGGAUCAUUUCUCAGCAACCUCGCAACAUCUGGACUGUGGGUUUGACCGUCACCACUACCCGCCGGACUCGUUCAGCUCGGCCUCCAGCAGCAAGACAGAGCAGACUUUGUACCCACUGUCCCUCAUCAAUGGCAGCCUAGACGAGGCCAAGACCAGCCUCUCAACAUCCAGCUCCACCAUUGGCCGGAACCUGACAGCGCACCAGAGCUAUACCAUGGUGACCGACCCCCUACAGCCCCUGCCGCUCUGUCUAAAACAGGAAAUGUCCCCAGAAGUGACCAGCACGAGCCCCUCCCCAAACAUGGCGGCAUCCAACCUGGCGUUCAUGGAGCUGCAGGCGCUGCAGAAACCCAUUUCUGUCAGUGGCAGCGGUGGCAGCAGCUGCAGCUCCAACCAUUUCCCCAAUGCAUUCAACUCAUUCUCCCAUCAUGCACCAGUGUACGGGCAGUUCAGCGGUCAGUCUAUCAUCUCAGGACGUGACAUGGUGAGCUCCACCCUGCCAGGUUACCCACCUCACAUCCCCUCCCCUGCCCAGACAGGAUACUCCUCCUCUGCCAUCACAGGCAUGGUAGCAGCAGGUGCAGACUACACUGGUCAGUCCUACAGCCAUUCACCCUACACCUCCUACAGCGAAGCUUGGAGGUUCACCAACUCCAGCAUACUGGGUUCUCCCUAUUACUACAGCUCGGCCUCCCGCACGGCUCCACCUUCCACAGCCGCCUACGACCACCUCUAGUCCCUGCUUGCGUGGACAUGGAUUAGGGACUUGACUCGACCCCCCCAACCCCCAGUGGAACCUAUAGAACUUAAAUCAUUAUGGACCAAGGCAUGAAAGUCCAAAACUGGAUGUGAACUUGAGACUCUGCUGACGAAACCAGCGACACAUUUUUACAUUUUUUACAUCCUCUCACGGUCUACCACAGCUACUUUAUUUAUUUGUCAGUGCUGACACCGUUUCCCAGGGUUAACUCUGACUCAUGCAGGUUUACACAUCGCUAACACCCAACUCCUCGCAGGGCCUGUUUCCCCAGAGACUCAGCCUGAUGUCUCACAUCAAGGUGCAUAUUUUCAGUAUAUCGAGCUCUUUAACGCUGUUUUGGCCAAAGACUUUCUUUCUCGCACAUCUGCAACUUGACUCCACUGAUUCAGUGAGUAGGGAUAUGCAACUUCUUUAUACUGAACUAUGCCUGCUUUUGUUUACAAUGCUUUUUUUUUUUUAAUUGUGAAUCCUGUCCUAUCAACACAAAUGAAUUCCUUUUCUUGAUCUGUGUCUGCUUGCAAAAUUAAUUUUGUAAUUUCUCACUGUAAAUUCAGAUCUUAAGAGCUUUUCCUGUAGUGAACAUAGACUAAUGGGUGACACAUUAAAUCACAAUUAUUACAAAAUGCCCACGUAUGCCCCCUCAAAGACAAUUAAUGUAUCCAUUUAGCAAUAUGUACAUAUUGUAAAUGAUGAAUUACUUAUGGGGAAGUGAUGCAAUUUUACUCAGAGAAUGACUGAUGAGGGGAGGGGGUGAUUUGGCUACUAAAACCAACAAGGCUUGAAAUACAUUUGUUUCGCUUCGAAUAAAUUUAGUUUGUUGUCAUGCUGAUGUUCUGAUGUUUGGUAAGAACUGUGACUAUUUUUUCUUAUACUGUUAUUAAUAUUAUUGCAGAUGUAAAUAAUGAAUUUCUAAAGAAUUAUUUUAA
This is a messenger RNA of Lates calcarifer (barramundi perch), 2460 nucleotides long. It is a transcript of the gene pax8, whose product is annotated as paired box 8. Lineage: Eukaryota; Metazoa; Chordata; Actinopteri; Centropomidae. Gene Ontology annotation, biological process: regulation of transcription by RNA polymerase II; anatomical structure development. Gene Ontology annotation, molecular function: RNA polymerase II cis-regulatory region sequence-specific DNA binding; DNA-binding transcription factor activity, RNA polymerase II-specific. The record is from RefSeq and is a predicted model, not a curated record.